Ostrinia furnacalis (Asian corn borer) is the source of this 1319-nucleotide messenger RNA. RefSeq lists its product as uncharacterized. Lineage: Eukaryota; Metazoa; Arthropoda; Insecta; Lepidoptera; Crambidae. The record is from RefSeq and is a predicted model, not a curated record. Bases 121 to 663 code for a protein of 180 amino acids. The transcript has 4 exons.
UAAAAAAAAGUAAUGUCAAAUGCUGGCGUCCGUUUGAGUUUGGAUAGAUUUUGCGUUGUUUUUGAAAUUGAAGAAUAUAAUUUUAAUUUUUAGGGUUAUUUACACAACUAAAGUAUCAGAAUGAUGGAAAAUUCGGUAAACGAAGGUGAGGUGCAUGAGUCAUUUCGAUCGCCACCUCGGCGAAGGCGGUCUACAUUCUUUGAAAGACGAGAUUCAGUAGUACCACAACCACUAUCAGAAAACAUUGAUCCAAGUCAAUGUGCAAAAAGCUCGACGGAAAAUGAUAAACACAAUCAGGAAUUGCAAACGUACUACGAGAAACUGCUGGUAGAAAAAGAACAGUGGAAGAAGGAAGUAAACAAUCGACGAAACAAGUACCAUGACCUGCGACAGCAGUAUCAGAUGGCAGUAAAAGCUUCAAGCAGAUCGAGAAUUUCUUAUUCAGCACUUUCGAACGAAGACAUUGAGUUUCUAAAAAUGAAACCGAACAUUUCAAAACUUGUUGAGAGCCAAUUGAAGUUGCACAAAUCAGUGAAAGAAACAAGGGCUUUGUACAGGAGGGCCAAUGAGCUGGAUGAUGUCAUAUUGAGUUUCAGUGAAGAUAAAAUUAAUAAAGUAACAGAGUAUAUCCUUGAAAACAGUACUGUUGAACCAGUUGAAUAAAACUUUGUAUUAUAGAUUGGUACUUGUAAAUAUAAUAUUAGGAGUAAAACUUCAAAUUCAUCAUACAGGCUCAUAUUUAUGACUUGUUUUUAAAAUAGUGUUGUUUCAGUGCCAUGGUAUGCCUUUCAAGAUUGUGUAUUUAAUAAAUCAAAAUAUUAACAAGUUUCGUAUAAAUGCUUAAACUGUAAAUAAUAAUUUAAUGUAGUUUUUAAAAUAAUUAUUGUACUUUGUACAUAACAUUAAGUAGUGUAAAUAUUUUUACAAUAAAAUACUAACUGAACUAUUUACUUUUUUAAUUGAUAAAGAAGUGAUAAUAAAAUUGACUUAGUUCAAUGAAUAACAAUUUUAUUUCAAUAUUUCAUUAUAAAUUAUUACAAUUCAUUCAUACAUUAAUACAAUUCAUACAAUGGAAUUAGACAAUUUAAUUUUCAACAAUAUUAAUUAAAAUAUCAGAGUGGAUUAUCAGUAGCCAGUUUAUCGUAAAAUACUUGUUUUUGGUAAUUAUUUAAGCAGUCAAUUAUUAUCCUUAAUAAUACAAUUACAUGUUUUAAAAUUAUUCUCUUAUUCAUUCUGAAUCCAAUUUCAUUUUAUCAAAUUAUUAAAAUACCUCAAAGGAAAGAGUAAAAGCUAUUUUAUUUCAAAAAUAUUAAUUUUAG